Salvia miltiorrhiza (redroot sage) is the source of this 1569-nucleotide messenger RNA. RefSeq names its product lipoyl synthase 2, mitochondrial. Gene Ontology annotation, cellular component: mitochondrion. NCBI's taxonomy places the organism in Eukaryota, Viridiplantae, Streptophyta, Magnoliopsida, Lamiales, Lamiaceae. The record is from RefSeq and is a predicted model, not a curated record. Gene Ontology annotation, molecular function: lipoate synthase activity; 4 iron, 4 sulfur cluster binding. Gene Ontology annotation, biological process: lipoate biosynthetic process.
AAAAUGGGGAAAAAAAUGCUAUCCCAGUCAUCUUCCAAAUUCAACCACCCAAGGAGAGAGAGAGAGAGGUCGAAGCAGAAUGAAUUUGAUCGCUACUCGAGCCCUCAAAUCCAAAUCCACCCGCUUUGCGCUCUCUCGAUUCACCCAAUUUUAUUCCACAACCGCGGCGCCGCCGCCAUCUCCGCCGCACUCGGAUUUCCAGAACUACCCACAUACCCUCGAUGGCCUGCGCCGCAGGCUCGACGAUGAAUCGCCGUCGCUGGGCGACUUCAUCAAACUUCAAUCCGACAACAGCUAUUCGGUGGAGGUGGGAACGAAGAAGAAGCCGUUGCCAAAACCUAAAUGGAUGAAGGAAUCGAUCCCUGGUGGUGACAAGUACACGCACAUUAAGAAGAAAUUGAGGGAAUUGAAAUUGCACACUGUUUGCGAGGAGGCGAAGUGCCCUAAUUUGGGGGAAUGCUUCGGGGGCGAAACGGGGACUGCCACUGCCACGAUUAUGAUUCUCGGUGAUACUUGUACUCGUGGAUGCAGAUUUUGCAAUGUAAAGACAUCGCGCACUCCGCCUCCUCCUGACCCUAAUGAGCCCACAAAUGUGGCCGAGGCAAUAGCUUCGUGGGGUUUGGAGUAUGUGGUGAUUACUAGUGUGGACCGGGAUGAUUUGCCUGAUCAAGGAAGUGCUCAUUUUGCGGAGACAGUGCAAAAGUUGAAGAUUCUGAAGCCAACAAUGCUUAUAGAAGCGUUGGUUCCUGAUUUCCGAGGAGACGCAGACUGUGUUGAGAAAGUUGCCACGUCUGGAUUGGAUGUUUUUGCACACAACAUUGAAACUGUGGAGGAGCUCCAGAGUGCAGUUCGUGAUCACCGUGCUAACUUUAAGCAAUCUCUCGAUGUUCUGAUGAAGGCAAAAGAAUAUGCUCCACAGGGAACGCUCACAAAAACCUCUGUAAUGUUAGGGUGCGGAGAAACACCUGACCAAGUAGUGAAAACCAUGGAGAAAGUGAGGGCAGCUGGUGUUGAUGUCAUGACAUUCGGUCAGUACAUGAGGCCAUCAAAGCGGCACAUGCCAGUAUCGGAUUAUAUAACGCCCGAGGCUUUUGAGAAGUAUCGACUUCUGGGCAUGGAAAUGGGAUUUCGAUAUGUGGCAUCUGGCCCCAUGGUUAGGUCCUCGUACAAGGCGGGCGAAUACUACAUCAAAUCCAUGAUAGAAUCUGAUCGAGCAGCAUCUUCUACAUAGCGCUGAACAUCUCUGAUGAUCGCUCUUGAACAAGCUCGCGGCUUAGCUUCAAGAUCUCGAUAAGUGUUACUGUUUUGGGCGGCUUCGGGCUCUGUUGUCAACUCCCUUUCAUCGCGGAAUCAGGUUAGAUGUCAGCUCGAGGUUUCGUUUUGUCAAAUGGAAUGAAGGCUGUUGUUAUUUGUAUUUGUAUAUCCAUUUUUCUUUUUCUUUUUAAUGUAAUUAGCACAUUUGCAAAACCCCAUGAGUUGGGCUUGCGAUGAUGAUGCAAGGAAACGACAUUGCAUGAAUAAUUGUUGUCGCAUUAACUUUACUCAAUGAUAUUCAUAUUCUUGGUUGAA